GUGGACUCGAGCGAAUUAUGAAAUAAUCUCUACCCACCUCAACUCUCUCCGAACCUCACGCCUUCCAUAAACUCUUCGAUUCUUCGGAAUUUCUGCGGUUAAAGCCUUUGGGACCCCAACAACCUUGGAAAGCUCGACAUGCGUUCUUCAGCACUCUUGGGGUUCGCACUGACCCUAAGUGCCUUUGUCGAUGCCGCGCCGACGGCGCUCAAGGCUACCGUCGGGGAGAUCGCGAAUCCUCCAGUCCUCAAUGCCAGGAUCGAACUCGACGAUCCGCCGGUCCUUAAUGCUCGCACUGAGUUGCAAGAUCCGGCUGUUCUCAAUUCCCGGUCCGAGUUGAAAGAUCCAAUGGUUCUGAACGCGCGUGCGGAAUUGGAGGACCCAGCGGUCUUGAAUGCACGGACGGGGAUCGAGGAUCCUGCCGUUCUCAACGCCUAAUGUUAGAGCCGUGCUCAGGAUGCUACGUGUAAAGACACUUGAAAGGAGGAAGCUGUGCCUCUCGGCAAGCCGCGAUAAUGGGAUGAUCUCUAUGAGAAGAAUUCAAGACUUUUGUGCGACCUUUUCCUCAUUGUCAUUUGCAAUCCAACUCCAGCCGUGGAUGUCGCUCGUCAUUCUUUAGACUAGGUUGAACAACGACUUCAUUCAAGUCAAU
Trematosphaeria pertusa is the source of this 652-nucleotide messenger RNA. RefSeq lists its product as uncharacterized. The coding region runs from base 139 to 438 and encodes 99 amino acids. The record is from RefSeq and is a predicted model, not a curated record. The transcript is spliced from 2 exons. NCBI's taxonomy places the organism in Eukaryota, Fungi, Ascomycota, Dothideomycetes, Pleosporales, Trematosphaeriaceae.